AAGUGCAACAAAGUUCUCAAGUAAUUCAGAAAAACAUAUAUUAACCAUUCACAGUCGCGGGCAAUCAAUAUUCUCGCAUUCUUGGAAUAUUUCACCGUACAAUCGAUAAGUAGGUGAGUAAAGUAACGAACUCGCGGAAUGCCAUGAAUAGUUCCAGAAUUUUAAUAAACUUUUCCAAGAAAGGCCUUGACCCUUUACUAGGAAAAUGUAAUUGAUAAAAAAAGCAAAAAAUAUAGUUCUAAUUAUUUUUAUACAAAUAAUGUCAUAUUUUUUGGGAAAAUCUGGCAAAACUUUACUUUAUUAUUUAUUAGUUAGUAAUAUAAGUAAGGUAUAUUGUUUUCACCCUUUUUGAAAAAAAAAAUGUGGAAACGUUGAAUUAUGUUCAUCUGUCCCAGGGACUUUUUAAACACAACUCCUCCGUCAUUUGUGCUGUUAGGAUAUGACAAAUGAGGUGUCGAAUGAAAAGCCUAUAACCCAAAGAUUAAAGGUGAGAAAUUUGACAUAGGACUUCCGGUUUUAGAGUUGCAACCUGAACUACGGUUUCAAAGUCGCCGAAACAGUACAAGCGAUAUAUUAUUCGACACGUCUUAGCAAGACGAGAACAAAUAUAUAGGUACUCCGGUUUCAUGCCUGUCUGUCUAUUCGCGAACAUAACUCCUCCGUUAUUAAAACAGAUAUAAUGACCGAUGAGGUGUCGAAUGAAAGUUUAUAACCCAAAGAUGGUAUUAGAGGUGAGAAAUUUGACCUCGGACUUUCGGUUUUAGAGCUGCAAGUGGAGCUACUGUCUUAAAGUUGCCGAAAUAGUACUAGUAUUUGAAGCGCCUUAGUAAGACGAAAACAAAUAUAUCGAUACCAAUAUUCUAAUAGGACGUAUGCCACAUUUUUUUGAUUUAGCGUUUUUAACAAAUAUUGUUCCAAUAGGUCUUAUUCCGUCUAAAUCUAACAUAUUUAAAAAAAAAUUUAACUGAAAAUAUUUUUUCGCGCCUAUUCUAAUAUGUCGUACAAAAACCGGCCUAUUUUUAUUUUUCGAAUCUGUCGUAUACCACAGUCGUCCGCCUGAUUUCAUAAGGUGUGUGUUGACCGUUAGAGCGUGUUGAAUUACAAUAAUCAAAAACUGUGUUUAAAGUGUCUGUUUUUUUAAGAUGUCGAAGAUUUCUAGUAGGGUAGAAAAAAUCAUCACAAUGGCGUUAAAUGAAACAGCACAAUAUAACGCACGCAAUGAAACAGGCAGAUGAACCCAAUUUGAUCACUCCUGAAAUAAAUGUUAAUGAUAUGAUGUACCAUGUGCCUUACGAAUUUGAAGUCAUGAACGACGAGGAAAACAACUUUAUUCAAGAUCCCUUUGGUACUCAGGGUAUUAAUGUUGACUUGCUGUCCUCUGAAGUAAGAUACGAAACUCUGUCAACAGUCAACUUAAACAUUUCCAGUGAAUUAUUAUCUGAAAGUAGUGUGGAUAAAACUUAUGAAUCCACACAACAACAUGAAAAUUUAGAUGAGCUUGAAGAUGAUUCUGAUCCUGAGUUUAUACCUGAAAAAGAAGCUCAUCAAGAGGACGACUCGGAAUACUCUGAUGAAGAACAAAAUGAAAACAAUCCAGGUUAGUACAAUCCAACGGUAAAAUAUCAUCAUGUCUCUUCUGUCCACUGAUGGGCAUUUUUCGCCACUCUUCACGGUUCUGUGCGUCUUGUUGCCAUUUCUUGGAUAUUCGUUUAAUGUCGUCCAUCCAGCGUGUUGGUGGUCAUCUUCACUGCGUUUGCCUUCUCUUGUUGUUUGUCAGUAAGUUAGUUUUCUGGUCCAUCUUUAAUUUUUCAGUCUCGCUGUGUGAUCUGCCCAAUUUCAUUUCAGCUUGGCUAUACGUUCGACGACAUCAGUGAUACCUGUUCUUUUCCUUAGGUCUUUGUUCCUUAUUUGUCCUUUUUAUCUCGCCGAGAAUCGAUCUUUCCAGUUCGACGACAUCAGUGAUACCUGUUCUUUUCCUUAGGUCUUUGUUCCUUAUUUGUCCUUUUUAUCUCGCCGAGAAUCGAUCUUUCCAUGCGCCUUUGUGCCACUCGCAUUUUUAGUGCUGUUGUUUUUGUAAGCAUGAGAGUUUCUGCUCCGCAUGUCAUAAUAGAAAGAACGCAUUGGUCAAAUGUCUUCCGUUCCAUAGCUAUCGGAAUGUUGGUCUUAAAGUAGAAUAAAAUAUACGGUAAAAUAACAAUAUACCCUUAAUAAAAUACUGAAAACCUAAAUUUGUUUCAAUAUACAUACAUUUUUUUACAGAUACGAGAACAGCUGAAAGUAGAAGGAAGAAAAAAGCCAAUAGUGAAUUAUGGGAUAAAAACGUUAACAAAAGAAAAAUAAUGAUGGGAGAAGAGUAUGUUGGAUACACAAGAUCUAAAGACGGGACGGUUAAACACGAUACUAAAAGAAACAAAAGAAUGCUCGGACCUAAAUGUGAUUCAGUUUUCUGUAAAAAAGCAGCAAAUCGUUUUUGCCUAAGACUGUCUGAAGAAAUACGACAAACUAUUUUUGAGAAAUUUUGGAGUAUGUCCUGGGAACAGAAAAGGUUAUAUGUUUUGCACAUGACCACCUACACUGAAAAAAAGAGAACCUAUACAAAAAAUCCAUCCAGGAGAAAGGGAACAUUUCAAUACUAUUUGCAAAUUGAAGACGGGAAACAUCAGGUGUGCAAGCAAACAUUUCUUGGUACGUUAGGUAUAAAAGAACGUAUGGUAAGGCACUGGGUCAAUGAAGGGUCUAUGUUUGGAACACAAAGUAGUCAAGACGACAAAAACAAAAAUAAGACUAAGAAGAAAGAUACGUCGGUACAUUCAGUAGAACAAAAUAGAAAGCUGGAACAGUUGCGCCUAUUUCUAGAUAGUUUGCCUAAAAUUGAAAGCCACUACUGCCGUAAAAAGUCGAACAAAUUAUAUCUAGAGGAAGAUUUCAAAUCAAAAACCGACAUAUUUCAACUAUAUAAAAAUAAAUGUUUAGACGAAGAUGUACUACCCUUGUCAAUCAGUACUUUCCUAAAAGAGUUUGACGAAGGUAAUCUUGCACUAUUCAAGCCUAGAAAGGAUCAGUGCGAUUUAUGCUGUGGAUAUAAAAUGCAACAAAUUGAAGAAAUUAUCUACCGAAAUCAUAUUUUAGCAAAAGACCUUGCUCGCAAAGAAAAAGAUUUGGACAAGAAGAAAGCUCAAGACCAGGCUAUUUUUACAAUGGACGUGCAGGCCGUCAAAUUGUGUCCUCAAUUACAAUCAAGCUCAUUGUAUUACAAAACAAAAUUGCAGGUACACAACUUUACCAUCUAUAACUUGUCAACUCAUGCAUGCAAAAAUUUUGUAUGGAAUGAAACAGAAGGAGAACUAUGUUGUUCAGUUUUUGUAACCUGCAUCAUUAAACAUCUGGUAUCAGCUUUGGAGAUGGACAAAAAACCUAUAGUUUUAUACUCGGACAGUUGUGGUUAUCAAAAUAAAAAUGUCAUUCUGUCAAAUGCAUUGUCCAUUCUUGCAACACAAUUUGAUAUUGAGAUUGAACAGAAGUUUCUUGAGAAGGGCCACACUCAAAUGGAGUGUGACUCUUCUCAUAGCCUUAUUGAGAGACGAUUGAAAGGAAAAGAUAUUUUUCUACCGACAGACUACAUAAAUAUUAUAAAAGACGCCAGGAAAAAGCCAAUGCCUCUGGAAGUAGAAUAUUUGGACCAUUCGUACUUUCUUAAUUUUGAUAACCCGAACUUGAUGAGAUAUAAUUCAAUUCGUCCAGGAAAAUUAAACAGUCCGUUAAAGGUGGCGGACUUAAAAUGCCUAAAAUAUUUACCUUCUGGAGAUAUUUUGUAUAAAACUAAAUACGACUCUCCUUAUGAAAUAUUACCACAACGACAAAAAACAAUUAUUCUGGAUGAAUACUUACCCAAGCCACUAUACAGCAAAAGGUUAGAAAUUUCAAAGAAAAAAUGGCUUGACCUACAACAGCUAAAAAAAGUUAUUCCAAAAGACACACAUUACUUUUAUGACCUAAUAAAAAAUUACGAAAAGACAGAAGAAUCAAACAAGAAAGCAAAAAAACCGAUAUACAGCUAUCGCUUAAUAAUAAAAAUACCAUCCUAACAACGUCUGAAACUAAAAAACAACAAAAUAUAAAACAUCAAAAAAAAAAAGCUAUAACAAAGAAUGAUACAAAUAAAACUGUGAAAAAGAAAACAAAAAUAAAUAAGAAGAACACGAAUUAGUGUCCUGUUUUGCAAAUAUUUACAUCAUUCAAAAUUAUUAUGAAUUUUUUUAUUCAAACAAAUAUAUUAUAAGUUUUGUAAUUUCCAAUUUUUGAUUUAAAAAAGUUAU
Molecule: messenger RNA, 4316 nt
Organism: Diabrotica virgifera virgifera (western corn rootworm)
Lineage: Eukaryota; Metazoa; Arthropoda; Insecta; Coleoptera; Chrysomelidae
Exons: 2
Coding region: 2340-4085 (581 amino acids)
Source: RefSeq, a predicted model, not a curated record